Messenger RNA from Python bivittatus (Burmese python), 4028 nucleotides. RefSeq names its product zinc finger CCHC-type containing 10 (gene ZCCHC10). The record is from RefSeq and is a predicted model, not a curated record. NCBI's taxonomy places the organism in Eukaryota, Metazoa, Chordata, Lepidosauria, Squamata, Pythonidae. Gene Ontology annotation, molecular function: nucleic acid binding; zinc ion binding.
AUGCCUCUUGGGUCCGUGCCCGGCCGAUGGCUAAGAUGGCGACUCCCAUGCAUCGCUUGAUUGCUCGGAGACAAGCGGAGGCAAAUAAGCAACAUGUAAGGUGUCAGAAAUGUUUGGAAUUUGGACACUGGACAUAUGAAUGUACAGGGAAAAGAAAAUAUCUGCAUAGACCAUCAAGGACAGCAGAAUUUAAAAAAGCACUUAAAGAAAAAGAGAACCAGCUACUACAACAAAGCUCUGGAGAAUGUACUACAGACAGGAAGAGCAAGAAAAAAAGGUCUAAAAGUGUGACAAGUUCCAGCAGUAGCAGCAGCAUCACUUCAGCUAGUGAGUCUUCAUCAGAGAGUGAUGACUCCUCCUCCUCUUCAUCAGAUGACAGUGAUAGUGAUGAAAGCACUUCCAGUUCUUCAUCUUCUCCAUCAUCAAGUAGUUCUUCUAGUUCUUCUGACUUUGAAACAGAGUCAAGUUCUUCCAGCAGCAGCAGCAGUAGCAGCAGCACAGAUAGCAGUACAGAUGAUGAGCCACCAAAGAAAAAGAAGAAGAACAAUUUAGUGCGAUGCUAGGACUACGGUGGCAUUAAACAAUAACUUGCAUCUAAAAUGCAUAAUGGCCAAACUAAACUAACCAGUUGUCUGUUUUUACAGUUGUAAAACUGUAUGUGUUUUUACAUAGUAGUUGAUAGGCCAUAAGCUGUUAAAUGGCAAGUAAUACUUACUGAAAGAGUAUUUUUGUGGAUUACUGUUUAAUAGGGAAUGCUACCUUUUUUCUUAAUUUUUAAAGAAAUCUAAUAUUUAUAUGAAUUAAGGUCCAGUCAUCCUGAUGUUUACAUGCCAGAAAGCAAAACACAUUUCUCUGAAUCAUCCUGUGUUAUGUCAUAGAGCAGCCUUGUGUUUACAUCAGUUUUAUAUUCUAAGUAAGAUGGAAGGAGACUAUGAAGUUUGAUUUCAGAUGGCUAAUAUAUCCAAAGCCAUAUGUAAUGUCCCUCCCCGGUUACAGAGGGAGUGGCAUUGUGUUUUGUAGGGGAAAAAAAGCCUGUUAGGUAAAAUCAAAAAAUAGUUCAAUAUUCUAGUCAAAUAAUUGUUCAGUAUCAAAUUUCUGUUAAUACGAUUGUUUUGUGAUCAGUAUCCUAUAUAUGGAUCUUAUUUCCAUCUCAGUCCAGUGAGGUUGUUCAGCCUAUUGAAACAAGACUCUCUAUCUCGAUUGCCCUUCUGGACUUGGUCUGCAUAUGCAAAAUGAUGGUGGGUAGAGAUCUUCACAUAGUACUGAAGAGUAUGCAUCUUACUAGAAUUUAACUCUCUCCCUCUAAAGCCUUGUAACAAGCCCUCCUGCAACAUUGGGUUUUGAUUGAUUGCCACACACAACUUCCUUUUGCCCUUUUGCUAGCAUAAUUGCUGGCUAGUUCCUUGCACUUACACUGCACACAAACUUGUGGAAGAGGAUAUGACAACUGGGGGAAGAGAAAGGUAAGAUCUAUUCCCUCAUUCACUCUUCCAGGCAAAGAAAAAUUCAUUAUGAACUCCAAUAAUUGCUGGAUUUUGUUGUUGUUUUUCCAAUAGAAAUAGAUACUAAUACCAUAAGCAAGAGAUAGCCAAAAGGAAUAAAAGAAAAUAGUUUGUACUAUAAUUUCAAAAUUAAAAAUUAUGGGAUUUUGUCUAUACUAUUAUUCCUAGUUUAGAGGGGGUCAGAGAAAGAGUUUGGGAUACAUCUUGACUCCUACUUCUAGUUUUAUACCUUACUUUCAUAUUUUCCUUCCUUUUGGAGAAAGGCACGUGUUUAAAUUGAUUCUCAUGUAAAGCAUUAACUUGGCAACUGGUCACUGGGUAAACAUUUCAGCCCAGAAAUCCUUAGACUUCAUACUAUGUUUACAUUUGGCAAAAAUCUAAAACAUUGCCAGCUAACCAUUGAGUUAGCAGUGUUUCUAUUCCUUUAAGCCUCUAUUUUUACCUUCUGCCAUUUAUUGUCUCCACCCCCCUCCAAAUUUUUUGAGCUAUUAUGGUUGUAGUUUAGUGGGUACUUUAAAAGUCAUUGGCAAUUAGAUACUUUUCCAGAUCACUUUAAGUUGCCUCUUUAAAUGCCAAAUUCUUGUUUAUGUUUACAUAUAAUUUCAGAAUAAAUUCUUAAGUUAUAUUGCAGAUUUAAAAAAAGAGCAUACUUCUGUUUAUUAUAGAUGGGAAGAGAACACAACUGACAUUGAAAAGCAGAGAAAAGAAAUAUUCAAAAAGUGGCAUUUGAUUCUUUUCUAAAAUAGAAAGUGAUAAUAUUUAACUCAAAAAUCAAUUAACAUCCUGGGUCCCCCCUUGCAAAAAUCAUUUAAGUCAGAGGUGAAGAAUUUAUUUCACUCCAAGGUUACACUGAUUUCAGGAACCAUACAAUAUCAGUGGAUGAUGCCACAACCAGAAGAUGAUGGGGCCACUUCACUUCAAGUACGCAGCCUUCAAAUUCCUUUCCUGGAGACAGACCAACACACCCCCUCCCCCCCCCAUAGUAAUUAGGCUUUAAAGCUGCCUUUGCUGAAAUCAGUAUGAGCUGUUUUUAAAUUGUGCAAGUUUUGGAGAAGUCUUAUUUCUGACCAGUGCUUGACAUAGGUGGACUUGUUUUCUCUGCCAGUUCUGGAAGGAGGAAGGGCUUGGAUAGAACCUGAAGGCCACGUGGGACACCCUCAACUUGCUGAAUAUGGCUUGUUGAAUAGAGGUUCCCCGUGUUCAAAUUUAAGCACAGGAUGAUUAACAAAUUGCUCCCUAAAUCAGAGGGAAAUCUUGAGGGAGCAGCCUGCUGUAUGACAACAUAUAGCAGCAACAGUACUGAUUUUAUUUUUUUAAAUGACAACUUGUUUCUGCCUUUUUGUCAUUCUUUGAAUAGUGGCUUGACAUUUCUUGUAGCAGCCAAUUUUUCCCCUCAUCCAAGUCUCAGUGGUGUAGUGUACCCAUUGGCUUCACCUUGUCUAAAGGGCUAGGAUACUCCUUUUUCCAUGGUUUGGACCAGAAGCGUGAUCCUCUGUCCACUGAAAGAGAAACAGCACUAUCCAGAACUAACAAAGGCCACCUUCAGUUUUGUAAUGAUUCUUGCAGGCAGCUACGUACAUGUCUCUCUCCACUACCAGAAUCUUUGGACCAAGGCCAAAUGCUUUGAUCUUUUUAAUAAGACCUGUUUGAGCUUAAAGACUUCCCUUUAAGCUGUUUUUGCACUGUGCGUGGAGAGUAGUGUUCAGUGUUGCAACUGAAAUGUUUCAUCUUUGUGCCUUUUCAUAAUAUUAAAUAUGCCCCGAAAGCAUUAUAAAAUGGAAGAGUUUGAGGUGUUUGCUUUGUUGUCUGCACACUAUUUUGGGCACCUAGAAAAAAUGUUAUACAAAUGCUUUCAAUGAGAAAAAUAUUUAUUUUCAGUGGAGCUGGAUAAAAGAAGAUAUCUUUAAAUAUUUCCCCUUGUGAUAUUUUUGCAUAAAUAUUCUUAGCCUAUAACAUGCAUUUGAUUAUUCUGGUCAUAUUCUAAUUUACAGUCACUUAUUUAAAAAUAAAAUGUUUAUUUUUUGCAUAGCACAAGUUAUAUAAUUAAAUGAAUUUGAAUGGAGGAUACAUAUUAGGCAAGAUUGCAGUCCAUUUCUUGUAGGUUACAGAAAAAAAAUAACAUUGUGAUGAGUUCUAGCAAUUGGCAGUAGUCAAUUAGUGAUACAGUCUCUUUUUAGUUUCUUUUUUGAUGGGUCUUUUUAUGAGGAAUAUGUGGGAGGGGACAUCUUAAAUAUCCUAGUUUAGUUAAAGUAUGAAUUAACAGUUGAACUAUUUUUUUAUAUUUUUAUGAAAAUGUAGUGUGUAGAAUGACUUUUGAAUACAAAUGUUCUAUUUAAAUGUUUAUGUAAGUUGUGCAUUUCAGUCUGUAACCAUUUCUAUGUUUUGCAAAAUUCAGACACUAUAAUUCUAAAACUACCAGAAAAUUAUUUGAAUCAUGCUAUAGAAUGUAUAAUUUAAGAAAUUAAUAAAUUAUUAAAUGCAAAUUAAGGAUUUAAACUUUUAUUUUCACAGAUUGUAAAUUUCGUA